Musa acuminata subsp. malaccensis (wild Malaysian banana) is the source of this 665-nucleotide messenger RNA. The record is from RefSeq and is a predicted model, not a curated record. Lineage: Eukaryota; Viridiplantae; Streptophyta; Magnoliopsida; Zingiberales; Musaceae.
AAUCAAGUUAAUCUCAACCGUCCAAUUAGGCAUCGGGUCAAACUGAAGUCUCUCACAGAGGCUCGCACUCCUUUCCGUCCCGAUGCAGGGAAGAUGCUGUCGCGGUCGGCAGUAUUAGGGCGGGCGGCGGCGCUGAGGCGGCGGGCCAUGUCAUGCGCUCAAGCUCCGUUCGUCCCAACGCGGGCCACCUCCGGAGUCCCUCCGCUUUCUCCUCGCCCGGACUUCUACGUCCGUGAUCGUUACCUUUCCACCCUCACUGCACUUCUCCUCCGCCCACCCGGUUGCUUCCGCGGGUACGCACGUAUGCGCCGGCGUAGCCCGCCGGUGCAAAGGCCUCCGGAGUCUGAGUCCGAGUCCGAGUCUGAGUCCGACGCCGAAGAAUCGGACCUUUCUGCGGAGGAGGCGGGCCAGAUUGACGACGACGGCGCUGAGUCGGAGGAGUGGGAAGGAUUCAUGAUCGACUUUGGAGGGGUUGGGAAGGACAAGGACAGCGACAACGACAACCAAGUAGGGGCUUAACUCUUGUUCUAUUUUUAACCUUUGUCCGCACUCUAGGUGUUUGUGGAAAUGUCUGUUCCAGUGUGCGCCAUAUUUUGCCAUUGCAUGUAGGUGUACUGUUGCUUCGCUACAUCUAAUCUAAACAUGUCUAUUACGAAUUAUUUCAA